Molecule: messenger RNA, 2807 nt
Organism: Kockovaella imperatae
Lineage: Eukaryota; Fungi; Basidiomycota; Tremellomycetes; Tremellales; Cuniculitremaceae
Exons: 18
Coding region: 223-2736 (837 amino acids)
Biological process (GO): urea catabolic process
Cellular component (GO): urease complex
Molecular function (GO): urease activity; nickel cation binding
Source: RefSeq, a predicted model, not a curated record
UUUGUCCGAAGCCGAUAAGAGAUGUCCUUGAAUGAGCAGUAUAACCUCAUUUUCGACACCAUUCGGUUUCUUCGACUCUGUACAGCUCACUCCGCUCACCUUAUCCGACUCUGAUCGACACGGAAGAGACCUCCAUAGACCCCGCUGCAUCUCUGCCGUGUUCUCUCAGAGCCGGUCGCGCAGAGCUGACCUUGUCCAUCUCUUUCGGAGCGGUGAACGAAGAUGCACCUACUCCCUCGCGAGCGAGACAAGCUCUUACUCUACACGCUUGGUUCCUUAGCACAACGUCGACUCGCUCGUGGACUUCAAUUGAACCGAUCAGAAACCAUCGCUCUCAUCGCAUUCCAGCUACACGAGUAUAUCCGUGAUGGAAGGCAUAGCGUCGCUCAAUUGAUGGAUUUAGGCAAACAGAUGUUAGGUAGAAGACAUGUGAUGGAGGGUGUACCGGAGUCUAUACAUGAUAUCCAAGUAGAGGGGACUUUUCCAGAUGGAACCUUCCUGGUGACUGUACACGAUCCAAUCUGCUCGGACUCAGGUAACCUGGCACAUGCCCUAUACGGCUCUUUCCUGCCUCUUCCCUCCGAAGACCUCUUCCCUAUUCCUCUGCCUUCCCUCGCACCCCUCCCAGGUCAAGUGAUUUGCGUCAAGGAGAAGAUCAAACUGAAUGAAGGGCGGAAGAGGUGGCUCAUCCAAGUGAAAAAUGAAGGUGAUAGGCCGAUCCAAGUUGGGUCCCACUACCCGUUUCUCGAGACCAAUCCGUCUCUGGUCUUUGACAGACUGUUAUCCUAUGGUCUGCAUCUUGACAUCGCGGCGGGCACAGCUGUACGAUUCGAACCUGGGGAACGCAAGACUGUUUCGAUGGUCGAGUUUGGAGGCACCAAAUUCAUCUCGGGAGGCAAUGGCAUCGGAUCAGGGCGAUUCGAUGAAAGUAGGCGUCAUACGGAUAUUGCUAAGUAUGUCGAGCGUGGUGGCUUCGGACACCGGAUGCAGGAGACAGUCGAGGAAGGAGUCGUCCCGGAGAUGGAUAGGGAGGUGUAUGCUUCCAUGUUUGGACCGACUACUGGCGACAGGCUAAGACUGGCCGAUACGGAUCUCUGGAUAGAGGUCGAGAAGGAUUACACGGUCUACGGAGAUGAAUGCAAGUUUGGAGGCGGCAAGGUCCUUCGUGAUGGUGCUGGACAAGCUUCCAAUCGAUCAGAUCAAGAAGUAUUGGAUCUUGUCAUCACCAACGCGUUGAUCAUCGACUGGUCAGGAAUUUACAAGGCCGACAUUGGUGUCAAAAAUGGUGUCAUUGCUGGCAUUGGCAAAGCUGGAAAUCCUGAUAUCAUGGAGGGUGUCACAGAUGGUAUGAUCGUGGGGUCGUGCACCGAGGUCGUGGCGGGAGAAAAGCUCAUAGUCACUGCGGGUGCCAUCGACGUUCACGUCCAUUUCAUCACUGCUGACAUGUGGCAAGAGGCGCUGUCGACUGGCAUCACCACCCUCGUUGGCGGAGGGACAGGUCCUGCUGAAGGGACGAAAGCGACAACGUGCACUUCCUCAAAGUGGUACAUGCAGACCAUGCUCGCUGCUACGGAUGAGAUACCUCUCAACUUUGGGUUCACCGGGAAAGGGAAUGAUUCGGGCGUCAGAGGCAUGAGGGAUGUCAUUGAGGCUGGCGCCUGUGGUCUGAAGGUCCAUGAAGAUUGGGGAGCUACGCCCGAAGUCAUCGAUCGGUCCUUGGCCAUGGGAGACGAAUAUGACGUUCAGCUUACCGUUCAGGUCAAUAUUCACACUGAUACUCUAAACGAAAGUGGGUUCGUGGAGCAGACCGUUGCCGCAUUCAAGGGUCGAACGAUCCACACCUAUCAUACUGAAGGCGCCGGUGGUGGUCAUGCGCCGGAUAUUAUCCGAGUAUGCGAGUAUGAAAACGUCCUACCGAGUUCGACAAACCCAACCCGACCUUUCGCCGUCAAUACACUGGAUGAGCACCUCGAUAUGCUCAUGGUCUGUCACCACCUGGAUAAGUCUAUCCCUGAAGACAUUGCCUUUGCAGAUUCGCGUAUUCGAGCCGAGACCGUCGCAGCGGAGGAUGUCCUUCAGGACACGGGAGCCAUAUCAAUGAUAUCAUCCGACGCCCUCGCGAUGGGGAGAAUCGGCGAAGUCGUCGCAAGGACAUGGAGAACCGCAGCAAAGAUGCGCGAAAUGAGAGGACCUCUGGAUGGUGAUAUCGAUGGAAGAGAUAACGAGCGGGUCAAGAGGUAUAUUGCCAAAUACACCAUCAACCCAGCCAUCACACAUGGCAUGUCUCACCUGGUCGGACACAUUGCCAAAGGCUGUUUGGCAGAUUUGGUUCUGUGGAAACCCGAAUUCUUCGGAACUCGAGCUGAAACCGUGAUAAAGGGAGGAGUGAUCGCAUGGGCUCAGGUCGGCGAGUCGAAUGGAUCUAUACCCACUGUUCAACCUUCCUAUGGCCGUCCUCAGUGGGGCGCGAACGCCGGAAGCGUAGCCAUGAACUCGAUCGCUUGGGUCAGUCAAGCGGCCGUCGAUAAGGAUAUCAAGUCGCAGUACGGGCUCAAGAAACGUGUCGAAGCCGUGAAAAACUGUAGGAAUAUAGGGAAAAAGGAUAUGAAGUUGAAUGAUGCUACGCCUAAGAUGGAAGUCGAUCCCGAAACCUACAUCGUCAAGGCGGAUGGGAUUUUGUGCGACGUCCCGCCCGCUACUUCCUUACCAUUGACAAAGAAGCAUUGGAUAUUCUGAACGCGAUGGGAGUCCAAGGAACCUCCAUCGCUCAUCAGCUUGACGACGGAGACGGAUCGAGGCCGCCGCUG